AUGACAUCGAUGUUGAAAAAAAACCCUUUGAAAGAGAUAGUAGUUAAAGCUGUACUGGAUGCUCUUAGAAUAAAGCAUCAAAGUGGGGCAUCGGUAAGAACAUUUGAGGAUGUUUUGGAGUACGGAAAGAAACUGUUCUUUCUUUCUCUAAACGAGGAUGUGGAUGUCGAGGUUUUGACAACCUUAUGGCCAAAAAGUUGGAACGAUGUAAAGUUGCUUUUAAAAGAGCAGGGAUAUGAAGAUGUUAAAGAAUUCCUUGUUUGUUUCUGUUUUGAGGAAAAGGAAUCACAAAAGAUGGAAAAACUACAAAGAAAACUGUCUACCAUGGCACAUACAGCAUCGUGGAUAGCAAACAAGGAAAAUGUCCUUACUGUGGUAAUGCAGGUUACAUAA
This is a messenger RNA of Porites lobata, 393 nucleotides long. Lineage: Eukaryota; Metazoa; Cnidaria; Anthozoa; Scleractinia; Poritidae. The record is from the annotation of a GenBank genome assembly.